Messenger RNA from Lucilia sericata (common green bottle fly), 5580 nucleotides. RefSeq lists its product as uncharacterized. NCBI's taxonomy places the organism in Eukaryota, Metazoa, Arthropoda, Insecta, Diptera, Calliphoridae. Gene Ontology annotation, biological process: DNA integration. Gene Ontology annotation, molecular function: nucleic acid binding. The record is from RefSeq and is a predicted model, not a curated record. The transcript has 5 exons. Bases 1 to 5580 code for a protein of 1859 amino acids.
AUGUCGAUUUUUGAAAAAUACAUAGUGGCUGCGGAUGAAUUAAUCAGCUUUGAGGUUAUGCUUAAAGCUGAAGAUUUUUCUAGUUAUACGGACGAUGCUUUUGAUUUUGAAAGAUCAGAAUUAGAUAAAUCAUGGGAAAAUUAUAAAAGCAUUUAUAGUGAUUGUUCUGAUGUCACAAUAGAAAAAAAGAAAGAAUUGUUAAUGGUACAAACAAAGCAUCCGCAGGUCCGCAAGACAUAUAUAAGAUGUAUAAACAUUAUUUCCAAAGCAAAAGCAAACUUAGGUAAAAAAACUGAAGAAAAUGUAGAAUCAGCAGUUCCCAAUCUUUGUGGUUCCAUAUCCGUACCUCCUUGUGAUACUGGUGUUUUUCAUGGGGAUUACGUUUCGUGGCCCACAUUUAGAGAUAUGUUUACUGCGAUUUACAUAAACAAUACAAGACUUAGCCCAGUAGAAAAGUUAUUUUACUUGUUCAGAAAAACUGAUGGUGAGGCUAGAGAUAUAAAUAGGAAUGUAGCUCUAACAGGAGAAAAUUUUGAAAUUGCAUGGAAAAAUCUAAUAACUCAAUAUGAAAAUAAACGUGUAUUAAUAAAUAGUCAAUUGAAAAUAUUGUUUAAUCUGACUCCCUGUAAUCAAGAUUCAGCAUCAGAGAUAAAAAGACUCCAAAGAGAAAUCAACAAUUGUAUGGCAAUUUUAAAAUUGUAUAAUGUUGAUAUUGGUUCAUGGGAUCCGAUAUUUGUGUUUCAAUGCUCUUCGCGCUUAUCUGAAUGUUCACUGAAUCUUUGGGAACAAUCGGUUAGAAAUAAAACAGAGGUUCCCAAAUGGGAAGAAUUAAACAAUUUUUUAACAGAUAGAUUUCAUGCUCUAGAAAGCGUUUCUGAUAUUAUAUCCUCGAAUAAUACGCAUCCCAGUGGUUCCCAAUCGGCACUUAAUAGUAACAAUAACCAUACAUCAACUAAAGUAAAACAAUUUAAGGCCCAUAAUACUAAAGUUGAAACCAUUUUUUGCAAAUUAUGCAAAGAAAACCAUAAAAUCAGCUCCUGUACCAGAUUUUUGAAUAUGGAUUAUAGAAAUCGUGUUUCAACUUUGAAAAAAUUUCGUUAUUGUUUUAAUUGCCUCAACAUUGGACAUAUGUAUGGUGAUUGUAGUAGCACAAACGGUUGCUCCAAGUGCAAAAGGAAGCACCAUACUUUAAUGCAUAGGGAUUUUGUAAAUAAAAACAAUAAUAGCCAAAAUCAAGGAAAUACUAGAUUUCAGGGCGAAAGUCAAAAUAGUUCUGUCCAACAAAUACAGUCCACAAAUACAAAUCAAUUACAGUCCACUAAUAUCGCAGGUCCGUCUGGUGUUGUUCAGUCACAUCACACAUCAGUAGCUAAGAAAGUGAUGUUGGCUACAGCUUGGGUCAAUAUAAUUAGUUGUGGUUCCUAUUACAAAGUUCGAGCACUCAUAGAUCCUUGUUCGGAUGAAAGUUUUGUUUCUCAGAGAAUACAAACUGUAUUGAAGUUGCCCACUAAGCCAGUUUCCGCAGAAAUUACUGGUUUAGGAGGAGAAUUAGCGUUAGUAGUUCCUCGUGUAACAGGGAAUGUACCUACACAUUCAUUUAAGCCACAAAAGAAUACAGAUUUGCCCAAUCUGAAUUAUGCUGACCCUAAGUUUUAUGAAAGUAGCGAAAUAGACUUAUUGUUAGGAGGAGAUUUGUAUCCCCUAAUUCUUCGUGAUGGAGUUCAACAUGGAAUUUUCGAAUCUUUAGUGGCCCAAGAGACAAUUUUUGGCUGGAUUUUAACAAAGUUUUGGGAGUUAGAAGAAGUUUCUCGUAGAAAGAUUUUAUCAGAAGAGGAUAAAAAAUGUGAAGAGAUCUAUCGUUCUACUACCACAAGAAAUUCUGAAGGAAGAUAUAUAGUAUGUUUGCCCUUUAAAGAUACUUUUUCGUCACUUGGCCCAAAUCGUCAUAUUGCUCUUAGUCAAUAUUUAAGAAAUGAAAAGGUUUUAAUGCGAAAUCCUGAAUUUAAGGCUCAAUAUGAUGAGGUCCUAAAAGAAUAUAUAGCUUUGGGACAUAUGGAAAAAAUUACAAAUUCUGAAAGUAGCUCAAGUUAUUACUUACCUCAUCAUGGAGUUUUUAAGCCUGACAGUACCACUACAAAGUUAAGAAUUGUUUUUAACGCUUCAAGUGCUUCUUCUAAUGGUAACAGUCUUAACGAUUUGCUGUUUGUAGGCCCUAUAUUACAAGCUGAUUUAGUAGCCCUAAUUCUAAAAUGGCGUUUCUUUCAGUUUGUCUUCAAUGCAGAUAUAUCUAAAAUGUAUCGACAAAUUUUACUUAAAUCUGAACAUAGACAGUAUCAGAAGAUAGUUUUUCGUAGUUCUGGGGAAAAUAAAAUCGAAGAUUAUCAAUUGAACACCGUCACUUUUGGCGUUAAUUGUGCCCCAUUUUUGGCCCUAAGAACGCUUUUACAGUUAGCUGACGAUGAAGAACGAUGUUUUCCGCUAGGCUCUAGAAUUCUUCGCGAGUCAAUGUAUGUUGAUGAUGCUCUUGUUGGAGCUCAUUCGAUCCCUGAUGCUUUGGAGGCACGAGACCAAUUAAUUGGUAUAUUGGGUACAGCUGGGUUUGAGUUGAGAAAAUGGGCCUCAAACUCUAAACAAAUUUUAAAAAAUUUGCCCCAAGAGCAUCUUCUUAACUCUUCCUUUUUGUCGCUCGAUGAUAAAAGUAAUGCUAAAACACUCGGUGUCCGUUGGAAUGCGGCAGAAGAUUACUUUUAUUUUACAACUGAGAAGAUUAAGUUCAAAACAGCUUAUACAAAGAGGGAAGUACUCUCAAUUAUAGCAAGGCUAUUUGAUCCAGCAGGUUGGUUGGCCCCAGUGAUUAUAACAGCAAAGAUUUUGAUGCAGCAAAUGUGGCUCGACAAAAUAGACUGGGACGAACAUAUAAAACCUGUGGCUCUACAAAAAUGGAAGACAUUCAUUUCUAAUUAUAAUGAGAUUGAUACAAUUAAACUUGAUCGUUGGGUUCAAUAUACGCCUAGUUCUUAUAUUGAAUUUCAUGGCUUUUGUGACUCUUCUGAGUUAGCUUACGCAGCUACACUAUAUAUACGUAUUGUGAAUGGUGAUAAAGUUUAUGUAAAUCUACUAAUUGGCAAAACAAAAGUGGCUCCAGUUAAAAGGCCAUCUUUGCCGCGUUUAGAGUUGUGUGGCGCAGUUCUUUUAGCCAAUUUAGUAAACAGCGUAAUCCCCAAUUUCAAAUUGCAUACGUAUAACUUAUAUUUGUGGUCCGAUUCGACAAUAGUUCUUGCUUGGUUACGAAAACCGCCAUGUAAUUGGAAAACCUUUGUGGCAAAUAGGGUAGCAACAAUAUUAGAAAAAGUAGGAAACAAAAAUUGGUUUCACGUAGCUUCUAAUCACAAUCCUGCCGAUCUAGCAACCCGGGGGCUGAUACCUUCGGAUUUAAGAGAAAACAAACUUUGGUGGCAUGGUCCUGAUUGGCUCAGAUUAAACAAAUCGUCGUGGCCCGAAGGUCCAUUAGAAUUCGAAACAGUAGAAGAAUCGAAACAAGUCCAAGUUAAUAUUGCUAGAUCCGCUGAACGAGAAGAUAUACUGGACCGUUUCUCAAGUUUGCCCAGAGCAUAUCAUGUUAUUGCUUAUAUAUUUAGAUUUUUUAAUCUUGCGAGCAAAAGCAGACGUAAAAGCUGUAAUUACGAAACUGUUAGAAUUUCGGCUCAAGAACUUGUAUUUGUACGAAAUCGGCUAUUUUUUCUCUCUCAACAGUCGCACUUUUCUAGUGAGUUUAGUUGUUUAUCAUCGAAACGGAAAAUUGACUCUCGCAGUUCUUUAUUAACGCUUACGCCUUUCUUAGACAAAAAUGGUAUUAUUCGUGCUAAUGGUCGUCUUGGGUCUACAAAAUGUUUGUCGUAUAAUGAACGUCAUCCCAUAAUACUUGCUUAUGGCAGUAGAUUAGCACGUCUAUACGUUGAGUUUGUCCACUAUUUGGUCUUACAUGGUGGCCCUCGUUUAGUCCUAAAUGUCGUUCGUCAGGAGUGUUGGAUUAUAAAGGCUAAAAAUCUAAUAAAAACGGUCAUCCACAACUGUAAAAUCUGCGUUAUACAUAGAAAAAAGCUUCAAAAUCAGAUCAUGGCAGUGCUACCUGAAGAAAGAACUACUUUAAGUCGCCCUUUUACUAACACAGGUGUUGAUUUUGCCGGCCCAUUUGAAAUCAAAAGUUUCACUGGUCGAUAUUGCCGUAUCACUAAAGGCUACGUGUGUCUAUUUGUUUGUUUCUCUACUAAGGCGAUUCACAUUGAGGCCGUUAGCGAUUUGUCCACUCCUGCAUUUCUAGCAGCUUUGGCUCGAUUUGUUGCUCGUCGUGGUUGCCCUAGUCGCAUUUUCUCUGAUAAUGGAAGAAAUUUUGUUGGCGCUGCAAGAGAACUUGAAAAUAACUUCGAAAAACAUAUAGAAGAAUUACGUGAUUCGGCAGUAGAAAAAUAUGGUCAUCAACAUCUUGAGUGGCACUUUAUUCCUGCAGCAGCUCCUCAUAUGGGAGGACUGUGGGAGGCAGGAGUAAAAAGUUUGAAAAUGCACUUUAAAAAGUCAGCUGGACAAAUGAAAUAUACGUUUGAAGAGUUUUCGACAAUUUUGGCAAAGAUAGAAUCGUGUCUCAAUUCGCGUCCUCUUGGCCCUACGUCCGACAGCAUCGAUGAUUUGUCCGCUCUUACUCCUGGUCAUUUUUUAAUAGGCUCUGCUAUUCUUACUCCUGCUGAACCUGAAGAGCUUAGCUCGCCAAUUAGUAUAGUAAACCGUUGGCGAAAAAUCAAAGCAUUGCAGCAAGAAAUUUGUCACCGCUGGAAAGACGAAUAUUUAAAAGAGUUGCACAAGCGUAAUAAAUGGAAAAGUCCCCAAAUAGACUUAAAAGAAAAUGACCUCGUUGUUCUUAAAAGUGAACCUUGUUGUCCAACUGAAUGGCGCUUAGGUCGUGUUGUAAAAGUUUAUCAUGGUUCUGACGGUAAAGUUCGAGUGGCUGACCUUAAAACUCAAAAUGGCGGCCGUAUUUGGUUUCCCAUGACAGCGUUGAUACGGGUAGUCACCAAUCAUGAUACUGACGUCUUCAUUAGAGCAUUAAUAGAUCCAACAGCGGCCAGGUCAGCAAUCAUGAAACGUGAAGUCGAAGAAUUGGGCUUACGGAUUUCUAAAGGACGUACUGACAUCGUUGUAUACCAUCGUCGCGAGGAGAAACGUCGCAUAACGGUUGAAUGUAUUUUAGAAGACAAGAUUUACGGCCGUAGCCCUAUUGUUAAUGUGGAGCGAGCAGACAAAUAUCCACGUCCAACAACUGUAGACCGUGCCAAUGCGGACGUACACUGUAUACGUGUAUCUUGGGCUCCAGUUGCUCUGAAGUACAACUUUGACACAACAGCUAUAACACACAACAGAAACGCCAGUAAUAAUCUAAACAACAUCAAUAACAACAGCGCAAUAUACAAUACAAAUACAGGCAAAUCCCGAAACAACACUAUCAGUAGCAGUAAAUCCAACCACAACAAGGUUAAGAACAUCAUCAGCAGUUAUCAUCAGCAGCAACACCAACCACAACAACGUUAG